This is a messenger RNA of Penicillium alfredii, 3282 nucleotides long. RefSeq names its product 3'-5' DNA helicase (gene mph1). The record is from RefSeq and is a predicted model, not a curated record. The transcript has a single exon. NCBI's taxonomy places the organism in Eukaryota, Fungi, Ascomycota, Eurotiomycetes, Eurotiales, Aspergillaceae. Gene Ontology annotation, molecular function: 3'-5' DNA helicase activity; four-way junction helicase activity; hydrolase activity. Gene Ontology annotation, biological process: replication fork reversal; double-strand break repair via synthesis-dependent strand annealing; interstrand cross-link repair. Bases 1 to 3282 code for a protein of 1093 amino acids.
AUGCCGGCAACAGACACCGAGUCGGAUUACUUUGAUGACGAUGACUUUGUAGUUCCAGACUCCCCCGGCUAUGGUAACUCGCGCCCACCCAAACGCCGCCGUGUUGAUCCUCCGCGCGGGGGAGAGCAGGACGAGGAUGCGGCUUCAUCAACCUCGUUUUCUUCCAUGGACGAAGACCAACUGCCGCUGCCUGGUGGAGAAUCUUCUCUAGGUUUUGAGGAGCGAGAUGCGCGGUCUAAGUACAAGAGCUUCAUACCGAAAGAGAGCAAUUUUCAAGAGAACAUUUUCGUCACCCAGCUCACCCAGCCUGACUCGAGUCCCGAGCGAAUACGUGGGCCGCGGUGGAAGAAACCCGAUCCUGAUCCACCAACCCCUGAGCCUAUCCCGACUGGCCACGAGACUAAAAACACUGCGUCGCGCGCGGAUAAUUACUACGAUGACGACGAGGGACUGAGAGCGGCCAUUGCGGCUUCAAUGGACUCGCUGGAAGAAGAAAAAACGACGAGAAAUGCCUUCAAUGCCAACAUUUCCAAAAGGAAUAUUCCCCAAAGACUGGAAUCCCCGCGCGAGCAGCAGGCCGGCGGCUCAGCGGAUGCCGCUUUCGAGCUCGACGAUAUCCCCGAGGACGCGUUCGACUCUUCCCCGUCUUUAUCACCAGCGGCAAGGCCGAUCCAGCCAACUCCAUCGCAGUGGAGCUCGAACCGGACUCUGAGCCGACAACCAAGUAUUCGGCAAACCACGUUGUUUGGCAUGACUGCCCGCAACCCGGACAUGGUGGUGCGCGAACAGGACUGGUCUCCGCCCGAAAAGAAUGAGCCCCCGACGCAACACAAGCUUGAACAAGAUACGUUAGAUACUUGGGUAUACCCAACCAACCUAGGUAACACGAGAGACUAUCAGUUCAACAUUACUCAGAAAGGUCUUUUCCACAACCUCCUGGUGGCUUUGCCCACAGGUCUCGGAAAGACAUUCAUCGCCGCGACGAUCAUGCUCAAUUGGUUUCGAUGGACACGGGGCUCGCAGAUUAUAUUUGUCGCCCCCACCAAGCCCCUGGUGUCACAGCAGGUGUCGGCAUGCCUCGAUAUAGCGGGGAUCCCACGAUCCCAAAGCUCCAUGCUGACGGGAGGGGCCUCGCCUGGAAUACGCGCCGAAGAGUGGCAGGCAAAGCGGGUGUUUUUCAUGACCCCCCAAACACUGAUCAAUGAUUUGAAGACGGGGAUUGCGGACCCUAAACGCAUUGUUCUUCUCGUUGUGGAUGAGGCCCAUCGCGCGACAGGAGGAUAUGCAUACGUGGAAGUGGUCAAGUUCCUCCGACGGCAUAACCAAAGUUUCCGUGUUCUUGCCCUGACUGCAACUCCUGGCUCUACAGUGGAAUCUGUGCAGUCGGUGAUCGACGGCUUGGACAUAUCGCGGGUGGAAAUUCGGACCGAGCAGUCGAUUGAUAUUCGAGAUUACGUUCACUCACGAAACAUCGAAAUCGAAACAUUCGAGAACUCCGACGAAAUGGUAUUCUGUAUGGAUCUAUUGUCAACGACGCUGCAGCCAUUGGUGGACCAGCUCCGCACGCUCAACGCCUACUGGGGACGAGAUCCCAUGGGACUGACUGCGUUCGGCCUCACCAAAGCGAGACAGCAGUGGAUGGGAUCCGACGCGGGUCGAAACGCCAGUUUUGGACUGAAGGGCAAGGUCAAUGCCAUUUUCACGGUGUUGGCCAGCUUGGCUCACGCUGUCGAUCUGCUGAAGUUUCAUGGCAUCGUCCCCUUCUAUCGUCAUUUAAUCCAUUUCAAGUCCAAUACCGAGGGCCAAAAAGGGGGCAAGUACCAGAAACAAGUUGUCCAGGAUGAAAGCUUCAAAAAGCUCAUGAGCCAUCUUGAGCCGUGGAGCAAAAACCCGGAAUUCAUUGGGCACCCGAAGUUGGAAUACCUCAAAUCGGUCAUUUUGAAUCAUUUCAUGGACGCGGGCGAGGGGAAGGACCCUGGCGAUGGUGAUAGCCAGCCCGCCACCCGUGUGAUGAUUUUUGUCCAUUUUCGCGACAGUGCCGACGAGGUGACUAGGGUGUUGAAGCGAUACGAACCCAUGAUCCGGCCCCAUGUCUUCGUGGGCCAGACCAGUGCCAAAGGCUCCGAGGGGAUGAACCAGAAGACCCAGCUGCAGAUUAUCGAGAAUUUCAAGAAAGGCACGUACAACACCAUUGUCGCCACGUCAAUCGGUGAAGAAGGUCUGGAUAUUGGCGAAGUUGACCUGAUCGUGUGCUUCGACUCAUCCGCGUCACCAAUUCGCAUGCUGCAACGGAUGGGUCGAACUGGCCGUAAACGGUCGGGAAAUAUCACCCUACUACUGAUGAAGGGCAAGGAGGAAGACUCGUACAUCAAGGCCAAAGAUAACUAUGAGAAGAUGCAGCAAAUGAUCGCCAGCGGCUCCCGAUUUACUUUUCACGAUGACCGGUCUCCUCGCAUCCUGCCUGCCGGUGUGCGGCCUGUGCCUGAUAAACGGCAUAUUGACAUUCCUGUCGAGAACUCCCAGCAGGAGCUUCCCGAGCCCAAACGCAGGGGCCGCGCGCCCAAGCGACCUCCCAAGGAAUUCCACAUGCCCGACGACGUGGAGACGGGGUUCACUCGUGCGUCGACCUUGACGGGCGAUAGCUCUCGGAAGAAAACAAAGGCUGCUACCCCCAAGAAGCGAGCCCGGGUUCCCACGCCAGAGCCCGUAGACAUACCUCCUCUGGACGAGGUUGUUCUCACCGCAAGUGAACAGAGGGAGCUGGAGCACCGUUACCAAAACAUUGGCGCCACCUCUCCCCAGUUCAUCCGCUUCCCGCGCAAUGACGCCUUCCCGCGUCUCCAGAUGACUGCCAGGCCUACCAGGGCUGUUCAGCAUGGUUCCCUGACCCGUCGCAUGAUUAAUACGCUGCGGAAAAUGGACGAAGCCGACCCUGACUGCGAUGAUCGUUUCAAACAGAUCUUAGCCCACACGUCUGCAUCUUUCGAUGACCCGGACCCACCACCGCGUGAAAGGUCGAGUGCUAAGCCUCGCCGCCAGAAGACUACCAAGCCUUUAUCUGGCUCGGAUUCUCGCCCGGCAUCUGCAAAAGCCGGGGAGGAUGUUGACGAGGAGAUAUUCGCCUUGAUGUCCCCACACCCUUCUAAUCGCGACCCGAAACCACAACCGCAGCAGGCCACCUUCUCACUAGAGAGUGACUUUGACGAUGAUGGCUCCGAUUUUGACCUGCCGGAUGCCAGUGUUCUCUUCAGUAGUGGAUCAAAAUCGAAACCCCGGAAGUAG